UGUCUAAUAUAGUGCUUCUUUGCAAGUUUUACCAAAAGAAGAAAAUAUAUGAGGUUUUUGCUUCUUACAAGUCUUUCCUUAAUCAUUUCCCUAUUUAUAUCUAUUUUUUUUUUAGUUGUUUCAACUCAAACAACCAAAAAUUGAUAAAAAUAGAAAGAAAAAAAAAUAUGCCAUUUUCUUUAUGGUCAUUUUUAGGGUUUUUGAUCCUUUGAACCAAUUUUUUUUUUCUUUUAAUAUAUCAUCUAGAUCUGAAAACUCAAAAGCCAAUAUUUUCUUGAAUUUUCACUUAUAGAAUCUUGAUUUUUCUUUUUUUCUUUAAUUUGUAAAAAAAAAAAUGGUGAGAGGAAAAACUGAGUUGAAAAGAAUUGAAAAUGCAACAAGUAGACAAGUGACCUUCUCAAAAAGAAGAAGUGGGCUUCUAAAAAAAGCAUUUGAGCUUUCAGUUUUAUGUGAUGCUGAAGUUGCUCUUAUUGUUUUCUCUCCAAAAGGAAAGCUUUAUGAGUUCUCAAGUUCCAGUACAAACAAGACAAUAGAACGCUAUCAGAAGAAUGAGAAGAGCCUGGGACGACUCAACAGAAAAUUAACUGAUCAACUAACCACUGAGCAUUUGAAAGAGGAAGUUGCAACCAUGACUAGAAAGCUUGAAUUUCUUGAAGACUCUAAGAGAAAACUUUUAGGACAUGGUCUAGAAUCUUCCACCUUUGAUGAACUUCAACAGGUAGAAGAACAGUUGGAAAAAAGUUUAAGCAACAUUAAGGCAAGAAAGAAUCUGUUUUUCAAGGAACAGAUUGCUCAACUGAAGGAAGAGGAAAAAAUUCUAUUGAAGGAAAAUGUAGACUUGAAAAAAAAGUGUGAGGUGCUACCAUUGACUUUAAAACCAGUUCCUCAAGUAGAGAAAGAUGUUGAAAGACAAAUAAUGGAAGUUGAGACAGAGCUCUUUAUAGGACUUCCAGAGACUAGAAAAAGUUCAUAUUGUCCUAAUUUAAACACACUACCUACAUCACUUUAAUUGUCAAAAUUGUUGGGGUUUCAAGUUUUAUAUUAACACUGUAAUUAUAAUUUAUAGAGUUGUAAUAAAAAAACUACAUUACUUUAAUAUAGGUUUUUUUUUAAUUUCUUGAAUCAUUAGCUAGAGGAGAAGGUCUAUCAGAAAUAGCAUAUUUACCUCACAGAAGGUGAGAGUAAGAUCUUGUAUACAAUAAUUUAUCCUUUUAACGCUUUAAUUAUAAAAAUUACGUCGAAUA
Messenger RNA from Solanum pennellii, 1244 nucleotides. Its product is annotated as agamous-like MADS-box protein AGL19. Gene Ontology annotation, cellular component: nucleus. The record is from RefSeq and is a predicted model, not a curated record. Gene Ontology annotation, molecular function: DNA-binding transcription factor activity, RNA polymerase II-specific; protein dimerization activity; RNA polymerase II cis-regulatory region sequence-specific DNA binding. The transcript has 7 exons. Gene Ontology annotation, biological process: positive regulation of transcription by RNA polymerase II. Lineage: Eukaryota; Viridiplantae; Streptophyta; Magnoliopsida; Solanales; Solanaceae. The coding region runs from base 335 to 1009 and encodes 224 amino acids.